GUUGUAUUAUCCAUCCAAUUGCAAUUAUCUUUACUACUACCCUUAUCCAACCUCUUCUCAAUUAAACCAAAUCCAAAUCAUAGAAACGAGUCCUAUUUGCCCACCACUCUCGUAUCAUCUCCUCUCCUCCAAAUUUAUACGUGUCCACUUACCGAUUUCGCCACGUCAUCUCUGAUUAGAGGGCAAAGCUGUCAACCCCCACUAGAAAUUUAACACGUUGUGCAGUCCCGUGUUAAAUAGAAGGAGAGAUAGACUCGACUACGACUGCCCUUAAAAACUAACCCUUUAAAAAGUCUAACCUUUUCCCAGCUCCUCAUAUAUAAUACUUGGAAAGCAGCUUUUGAGUUAACAACCAACUCAAGGUAAAUCCAUCAGGACAUUUCUUUUUUUCUUCUUGCUUCUCUCGUUUCUGCUUAGAAUAUGGACUGGACCAGAGGCCACACCUUAGGCUGCGGCUCUACCGCCACCGUCUCCCUCGCCACCUCUCUCCUCUCCUGUGACGUUUUUGCUGUCAAGUCUGCCAAGCUUGACCAAUCCCAGUUCUUGCAAAGAGAGCAAAAGAUUCUGUCUUCUUUAAGCUCUCCUCAUAUAGUUGGCUACAUGGGCUUUGACAUUACUAGAGAGAAUAACAAGCUUAUGUACAAUCUUUUCUUGGAGUACAUUCCCGGCGGUACACUUACCGAUGCAGUUCACGCUCACGGUGGCCGGCUGGAAGAAUCGGUGAUCGGAUACUACACAGGUCAUAUUGUUCAAGGUCUAGAUUAUCUACAUUCAAACGGUUGGGUUCAUUGUGACAUCAAAGGUAGGAACGUUUUAAUAGGACAAACUGGCGCCAAAAUUGCUGAUUUUGGGUGUGCCAAAAGAGUGGACUCGGUGGAGGAUGCGGCUGAGGCAGCAACGCCAAUUGGCGGCACGCCUAUGUUUAUGGCACCGGAGGUGGCGCGUGGAGAGGAACAGGGGUUUGCUAGUGAUAUAUGGGCUUUAGGGUGUACAAUUAUUGAAAUGGCUAGUGGUGGUGCUGCACUGUGGUCUGAUGCCAAUGAUCCAGUUUCUGUCAUGUACCGGAUUGGAUUUUCGGAUCAGUUGCCGGAAUUCCCCUGUUCUCUAUCAGAGCCAGCAAGAGAUUUCUUGGACAAGUGUUUAAGGAGGGAUCCAAAACAGAGGUGGACAGCAAAUCAACUUCUGAAGCAUCCGUUUCUGAUGAAAUCCAAUUCCAAUUCUCAUGCAAAACAAAUUCAAGAAUCUAAUUCAAGUUCAAAUUCUCCUACAAGCAUUCUUGACCAAGGCUUUUGGAACUCAAUGGAUGAAUCAGAAUCAGAGAAAGUGGACAAUCUUGUCCCCUCAAGUGAUGAAAGUUCAGCCAAGGAGAGGAUCAGACGGCUGUCCUUGCUUUCAGGGGGACCCAGUUGGAAUUGGGAUGAGAAUUGGAUCCCAAUUAGAGGCAAUUGUCGUCGGGACGGUGAUACAAUGAUGGAUUCAAUUGAAGCUAAGGAUGACGUGAUCAAUUACAGUUCAGUGUACCAAGAAAGCUAUGGUGGUGGUGAGCAAUUGUCGGACGACUUGUUAGAUAGCAAUAUUAACAAUAGAAUUAGUGGGGACUUCUUGGGUGCCUGUAAAUAUGGGAAAGAUAGUUUUCUAAUUAGAAGUAAUCUAGAGUUUAAUAAGCACAAAGAUUCCUUGUUAAAUUCUUAUAUUCCAAGAUUAAUUUUACAAGCAUAAAUUCA
Molecule: messenger RNA, 1724 nt
Organism: Hevea brasiliensis (rubber tree)
Lineage: Eukaryota; Viridiplantae; Streptophyta; Magnoliopsida; Malpighiales; Euphorbiaceae
Product: mitogen-activated protein kinase kinase kinase 18
Exons: 1
Coding region: 421-1719 (432 amino acids)
Biological process (GO): protein phosphorylation
Molecular function (GO): protein kinase activity; ATP binding
Source: RefSeq, a predicted model, not a curated record